Pipra filicauda (Wire-tailed manakin) is the source of this 3987-nucleotide messenger RNA. It is a transcript of the gene ASNSD1, whose product is annotated as asparagine synthetase domain containing 1. The transcript is spliced from 3 exons. The record is from RefSeq and is a predicted model, not a curated record. NCBI's taxonomy places the organism in Eukaryota, Metazoa, Chordata, Aves, Passeriformes, Pipridae. The coding region runs from base 24 to 1949 and encodes 641 amino acids. Gene Ontology annotation, molecular function: asparagine synthase (glutamine-hydrolyzing) activity.
GUUCAUGUGAAUCCCAAGUCACAAUGUGUGGUAUUUGUUGUGUUGUUACUUUGUGUAGCCAACGUGUUAUUCCUGAUUUCCUCAGCGAAGACACACUCCACCGUCUGAGAAGAAGAGGACCAGACAGUAGCCAACAGUUGAUAAAAACUGUGUCAGAUCUCUCUUACAAAUGUCUGUUUUCUGGCCAUGUACUUCACUUGAGGGGACUGGUGACUCCUCAGCCUCUAGAAGAUGCCAAUAACAAUGUUUUUCUUUGGAAUGGAGAAGUUUUCAAUGGAGUGCAUGUAGGAGAUCUAGACAAUGACACUCAAGUAAUGUUUCAUCAUCUCACAUUAUGCAGGAGCGAAGAGGACAUUUUGUCACUCUUUUCAUCACUCCAGGGUCCCUGGUCUUUUAUUUAUUACCAAGCAUCUAGACACAGUUUGUGGUUUGGUAGAGAUUAUUUUGGUCGUCGUAGUUUGCUUUGGCAGUUCAGUCCUGAGGCUGACAGUGCUUUCUGUCUCACAUCUCUAAGUGGUUAUUCUGAACCAGGCAACCAAUGGCAAGAGGUCCCAGCAUCUGGAAUUUUCAAAAUUGAUCUCAAAGCUUGUGCAGCAACUAAAUCUUUGUCUUUAACAUUGUUUCCAUGGAAGUACUGGUACACAGAGAAAGCAGCAGAAGAAACAUUCAUUAAUGUUCUUGACCAAGUGUCAAAAGAUUUGCCAAGCCACAUACAUCUUGUGAUGAAUGAAUCAAAGCUAUGUCUCAGAGCACCAGUUAUCCCCUUAAAUACAGCAGUUUCUGAAGCUUCAGGUGAAUGUCCAGGCACUAAUAGUAGCAACAUCAUCCAUGUGGUUUCUGUAGAAACCCUCCAAGGAUUUCUCGCAGAGGAACACAAGAAAAAAUUGGUGUGUCAGUUUAUUGAUGUUUUAAAUGAAGCAGUCAAGAGACGAGUUUUAUGUCUCUUUAGAGAUCAAGAUCAGGAAACCAGAGAAGUUCCAAGCAUGUCUCAUAAGAAAGCACAUGUUGCAGUGCUCUUUUCUGGUGGCAUUGAUUCUAUGGUUAUUGCAGCCCUUGCUGAUAAACAUGUGCCUUUGGAGGAGCCAAUUGAUCUUCUCAACGUAGCUUUCAUGAUGAAAGAACAAGCUAAGCACAAGGGUACCACUAAAAGACAUCCCAACCAUGAAGUACAGCUUGAUUUGCUUUGUCCUCAAGAAACCUGCCAAGAUCUUCAUGCUAAAAGUGGUGCCCAUUUAUGUUGCUUUGAUGUUCCUGACAGAAUCACUGGUAGGGCAGGACUGAAGGAAUUAGAAGCCAUUAACCCUUCAAGAACCUGGAACUUUGUGGAAAUUAAUGUUACACUAGAGGAAUUGAAAAAGAUGAGGACACAGCGCAUUAAUCACUUAAUCUAUCCGCUGGACACAGUCUUGGAUGACAGCAUUGGCUGUGCAAUUUGGUUUGCUUCCAGAGGGGAGGGUUUUAUUAGUAGCCAAGGAGAACUGAAACCAUAUAAAAGUCCUGCAAAGGUUGUGCUUACAGGAAUUGGAGCAGAUGAACAGCUUGCUGGGUAUUCUCGACAUCGUGUUUGCUUCAAGAAAUACGGCUUAGAGGGUCUGAAUAAAGAACUUGAAAUGGAGUUAGGUCGCAUUUCUUCCAGAAAUCUGGGUAGAGAUGACAGGAUUAUCGGUGAUCACGGAAAAGAAGCCAGGUUUCCUUUUCUUGAUGAAGAUGUUGUUUCAUUCCUCAAUUCUCUGCCUGUCUCAGAAAAAGCUGACUUGACUCUACCUCGAGGAAUGGGUGAGAAACUGCUCCUGCGCCUUGCAGCCAAGGAGUUGGGCCUCACAGCCUCCACUCUUCUGCCAAAAAGGGCCCUACAGUUUGGAUCUCGGAUUGCAAAACUAGAGAGCCACAGGGAGAAAGCAUCUGACACCUGCAGCAGGCUGAAGUUAUUUUCAGUAGGUGAAUUAUAGAACUACAUCUUGAGAUAUAUCUAGUCUAUUUGCAAAUGCAGUAAAUCUUUGGAGUUUUCUUAGGAUGUUUGGUCUGGUUUUUUUACGCACUUGGACAUUAUUAUUAUUAAUCAUCAAGCUAAUACAUGUAGAUGUGUACUUUUACUAGAGACUCACUAUGAAUUCACCCCUGGAGGGAAGGGAAUACUGGGCUUUGGGGAAGAGGAAAUAGCCAGAAGUUGGCUUUCCCACCCUUCCAGUGUUGCCAAAAUGUUGAGUCUGUCCAAUUUGUCACAUAUAUUGAAUUCAGUACAUUGCUUCGUGGUAGAACAGGGCUAGUCCUGCAGCUGUGCUUCAGAAGAAGGUUUGGGUUAUGGUUGUGGAAGGGAGGGCAUGGUGAGGAGCUGGCCUGGGUUGCCAGAGCCAAAAAGAGCUGAGGGUCUGGGGUCUUGUCAGCUCUUGGGAGAUCUGCUCUCCAGGCAUCAUCAGACAUCAGAAAACAGACAUCACACACAUCCCCUGGGUGUUUUGGGGCCAUCCUGUACAACCUCCCAGAACUGUGGCCAGUUCUGCAGGGAUGGGUUGGUUGGCAGUCCCCAGCCUGGGGCUCCCUAUGUUCCCAGAGAAACUGGGAAGUUCCCUCCAGGCUCUUCUUAGUCCAUUGUUGACUCCCUAGCUUGCUCUGUCUCUUUUUAGCUUUAGCUCUGCCACUUUUGCUUUUAAUUGUGUCCUUCAAUGAAGAUCUCUUUUAAACAAAUCAAAAAAAGGUCUCCCUUGAAAAAAAAAAAAGGCACUCUGGGUGGGUAUGUGGAUGCAAUCAUGGGGUUGAAAUAGCAAUAUGAAUGGACUGCCUCUGAAGAAAAGCUUGACUUAGCUUGUCUUUCUAAUUGUGUAUGGAAGGAUUGCAUUGUGAUUAGCUUUACUGAACUUCUCUAUUAAAAACAAAGAAGAGAAAUCUAAAAGGCACUGUCUCUAUACUCCGAAGUUUUAAUUUUGUGUAAGAAAGAACAGGCUUCUUACACCAGCAGCAGAAAAUUAGGUACUGCUGAAAUUCAGUUGCACUGGCACAGCAAACACAUUGAGAUCUGUUUAGUCAACUGUUCUCUGCAAUCAUGGAAGUGAGGAUUUUUUUAACAUGUAAUGUCAAUUAUAAACUUUAUAUGAAUUAUAUAUUAUAUUGAUAAGUUAUCAUACAUAUUAUAAAUAUAUGAAUUUAUUAUAAGUUAUGAAGUGUAAACAAUGGAGGUAUUUUCAUUUGUGUAAGUUCCUAUUUAUUAGAAAGUGCACUUUUAAUUUUUUUUUCAGUUGUUUUAAUACCAAGAACGCUUAGUUGUGCAAUAGUAACUGGAAUCACUUUGGUGAUAGGACACAGCAUUUGUUUCUCUGACAGGUGAUUUUCAACACUGGUAAACAAAGUACUGUCAGUAAACAUAACAGCAUUGAAACAGUUUUUAUUGAACAAUUUAUAUUUGCAUUUACUAAGUUACUUUUUAAGAUGCCAACCAUCGUAUCUGUUUUAAUUUUGGCACCUUGAUGGAAUCUUCUUCAACUCUUUUGGAAAUAUCAAUUCCAAGGGGAGCUCUAGAAAAUAAAAUUAUGUAUCUGUUAAAAAUAACAUCAUUGCCAUAUCACACAGAUGUACAGCUUCACAGACCCUUUUUACAAUUACAGUAUUUCUGCACGUUCCCUGCACCAUUAAAUGGUCUGUCUGAAGCUGUAUUUAGAAACAUCUUUACACUGAAGAAAUAAUUGCAUUUCUAGUGAUGCCAAACUUGGGAAAGACAGUUGUGGUUUCAAAGCCAUCUUUUGGGGAUGGGGAUGUUGUUAGAUUCCGAUUUUAGUUGCUUUGCAACUAAACUGCAUUUACAUGCAACUGAUGAAUGCAAAAUGCACUAGAGAUCUACAGGUAUCUCUUUAUAUGAUAAUCUUACAUAAUGUAUUUUCUACAGCAAGUGAAACUUAGUAUUUUAUUCACUGAUAUGUAUACAGCAAGUUAUCUUUGAAGAAGAGUAUCUUAUAAUUUUUCAUGUGAAAAUUAUAAUACAAUUUUUUUUAUUGA